Messenger RNA from Guillardia theta CCMP2712, 3222 nucleotides. RefSeq lists its product as hypothetical. The transcript is spliced from 11 exons. The coding region runs from base 1 to 3222 and encodes 1073 amino acids. Gene Ontology annotation, molecular function: RNA binding. The record is from RefSeq and is a predicted model, not a curated record. Lineage: Eukaryota; Cryptophyceae; Pyrenomonadales; Geminigeraceae. Gene Ontology annotation, cellular component: RNA N6-methyladenosine methyltransferase complex.
AUGGAGCUAAUCAACUCAGUAAGGAUAUUUUCCAGCUUUGACAGAAAGACGCGGCAGCUGCUGGCAAGCAAACUUAGCUCGAUCUCCUUCAACGAUGGGCAAACCAUCGUCGAGCGAGGAAGCUUCUCAGACUCCGUCUUCUUCCUCAAGAGGGGACACACAAUCCUGAUGGAAUGCUCUGAGAAGGGGGAGAGCCGGCCUCGAUGGUGCUUCUGCCCGGGGGAUUGGUUCGGAGAGAUUGCCUUUGGUACUCAGAACAUCAGGAAGUGGACUGUGUUGUCCUCUGGAAGCUCUUCCUGCUCUGUUCUGACUUUCUCAGAUAUCUCUGAAUGUUUGGGAGCUCAAGGACUUGACGACAAGGUCAAGACCGGGACGUCCCUGAACCUUGUACAGAGACUGAGCUCAGCCGGCACAGUGUCGUAUGAGUGGUCGACAAAGGAUGCGAGGGAGUUGGAGGGUCAAGUGGCAAGACAUUCUGUCAUAGUGACCAUGGCAGCAGAGAUGUUCUCUCAAAGGGCGAUCAAAGACGCGAUCGGCAUCUUGUCCCAGACUCACGUCACUCUCCUCGACAUGGUGGUAGCAUGGGACGAGGUAGCAGUGAUAAGUCUCCUGAAGCAUCACCAGCCGCGCUUCCUGGUCCUUGAUACCAGCGUCAACCCUUCGCUUGCUCACAACGUGCUGUCCUGGACCGUGAACAACCGUGGUGCUCACGACAACAACCUUGGCGUCGUCGUGCUGAGCAGGGAGAUUAAGGACGAGGAUACAGAGGGAGGGAUCCAGUGGUUCGGAGAGCCGCCUUGCAUUCCCUUCCUCACGCUGUCGAAGCCAGUGGAGCCCGACGAUAUAGCGGCAGCGCUUCAAAGGAUCUCGCAAGGGUUUGUUUUGUCGAGCAAGGAUCAGAAGGAAAGGAGGGAGAAGAAGGGAUACAGAGAUAGGAGCCGUGUGGGCGAUUCCCGAGGGCACCUUCCCUCCGACAAGUCGUCGGUGGCGUCGUCGGAGACUUGGGAUGAUCUAAGAUCUGGAAAGGAGGAGGGAGGAAGCAACGACUCUGGUCCAGCCUUGAAAGUUCACCAGCAGCAGCUCUCUCUGGAAAACGUCGGGGAUGAGCACGACGAGGAGGACAGGAAACGUGGGAUAGAGAGAUCGAGAGCCGGAGGAGGAGGGAGAGGAGGAGGGCGAGAAGAAGCUGAGUCUCAGUUUCCAACGGCCAGUGACGUUCUGGGCAUGAACGAGUGGAACUCGCUGCUAGGAGGUCGGGCCCUGAUCAAGCAUCUCAAGAUCAAGAGGCCGUCAGUCGUUCUCAGUGCCGACGGCCUGAACACGUCCAGGGAGUGCUUUCAGGACUUUGAGAUGCUGAAGAGGUUGAAGAUGAACAGGAUGUCAGAUCUUGCAGGCCCCAAGAUUGAGCUGCUACAUGCCAUCACAGCAGACGUGCGUAAAGGCUUCUGGUCCUGCUGCGAUCGGAAGGAGAAGAACUCUCUCGGCUGCUGUACCUCCUCUCACACCUCCAACCAGAUCUGCGAUCGAUGCGGCCUAGAGUAUGAGCCCUUUGCAAGCCGAGCAGUCGCCGAACCUUUCCUCCCCUCCAAGACCAAGAGUCUUCCUCUGACCCCCUCCAAGGCAGCCCCUUCAGAAGCCGGAGCAGGAUCAUGGUCUAAGGUGGGGACGGCGUUAGGAGGAGCGGGAGAAGGGGGUGGAGGAGUAGCAGGAGCGGGAACAGGAGUUGACAAUCACUUCAUUCAUCGGGAUUUCAGCUACGAGGAUGACAUCUCCACCAUCACUUCAGCUCGCUCCUCCUCAACCAUCCCCCCAGCAGAUGCCUGGAGCGCCAAGAUCUCCUCCCUCAACAGCCCGCAAACUUCCCACCUGCCCGUCAUGCGCCGCCACCCCAUCACCCGGAGCGUUCCGCCCGCCUGCAACUUCCACCCUGGGCCUCUGCUGGAGUCUACCUGGGGGGGAGUGAUGUGGGGCUGCUGCGGCCAGCCCGGCUACAGCACGAGGCGGGGGCCAAAGCCAAAGGCGUCUGAGAUCUUGGAGCGGUCGUCCCUCCUGACUUUCCAGAGCAUCAGCUCGGUGCGAGCUGGGGGCUCGUGGGGCUGCUGCUUCGCAAGGCAGCAUGUCACGAGGAGACAAGAGGAGGAGGAGGAGAGGAAGGAAGAGGAGAGGAAGGGGAACAGGAGCGCCGGGGCCACGGAGCGGACAGAGCAGGGCAGGGAGAGCAAGGGAGCAAAGAGAAGACUCGAUAUGGGGGAGGAAUUUGCGGCGGCGUCAGCGGCGGCGGCAACAGCAACAGCAACAGCAGCAGCAGCAGCAACAGCAGCAGCAGCAGCAGCAGCAACAGCAACAGCAACAGGCGUCAAGAUCGUCAAUCCUGGGACUUGCAGAGGGUGUCUGGAGAGGAAGGAGCAGUUUCCUGGAAAGUUCUCGUUCCUUGAGAUCCUUGCACAGUUCAGGCAAGGGUUCUCCAUUGUAACCUGCUCAGUCUGCGAGCAGACAAGCUCCACCAUGGACGUUUUGUCAAGUUUCGAUGCUGUCAAACGCUGCACGCGGUGCCGAGCUGUCUUCGUGGAGCCUCCGCCUGAUCAGCUUGACACUGUUGACCUCAAGCUCAUCGAGUCGCUCCGCCACCGAUCGUUCCAGGUGGCGACGAUGCAGGAGGAGGAGGAGGAGGAGGAGGAGGAGGAGAAGCAGCAGCAGCAGCAGCAGCAGCAGCAGCAGCAGCAGCAGCAGCAGCAGCAGCAGCAGCAGCAGCAGCAGCAGCAGCAGCAGCAGCAGCAGCAGCAGCAGCAGCAGCAGCAGCAGCAGCAGCAGCAGCAGCAGCAGCAGCAGCAGCAGCAGCAGCAGCAGCAGCAGCAGCAGCAGCAGCAGCAGCAGCAGCAGCAGCAGCAGCAGCAGCAGCAGCAGCAGCAGCAGCAGCAGGAUAUGGGGAAUAAGGGAGUAAGAUGGAAAGAGAGGAACGCGAGGGUAGGAAAUGUGUGGGAAGGAGUUAGGAGGGAUGCAAGGAAAGUGGUUUUCUUUCAGCAGUCAACCCCGACGAAGCUUGUCCUUCACACGACCAGCAUUGAAGAGUUUGCAGCAGCUCCUAGCAAGCUAAAGUUGUUCGGGAAAGCUGAUGGGGGACAGGGAGAGCUGCUGGGGGAGUUUGUGUAUCAAGAGGUCAAGAAGAUUGUAACGUACAUGGACAGCUUCGAUAAAAGGUGUUGUAUGUUGUCGAAGCUAUGA